GUUACCUCUAAACGUAUGCAUCUUCUUCACUCUUUCUUAUUUCCUCUCUUCUUAAUUGACAGGUCGAAAUAUUUCCGCGGUAAGAAGCUAUUUGGUGACUGGGACAUACGCAUAGAGCAGGCAGAGUUUCCUGAAAUCAAUGUUGCUGCCUACACAGACCAAGGGACCAUGGUCGACAUUCAAGUAUUGCGGAAUGGCACCAGAGUUGUCAGGUCUUUCAAGCCAGACUUUGUGCUCGUCAGACAACAUGUGCGUGACGCUUGUGAGGACUGGCGUAACUUGAUCAUGGGGUUCCAUUAUGGCGGUGUUCCUAGUAUUAAUUCUAUGGAUUCCAUUUACAACUUUCAAGAUAAACCUUGGGUGAUGGCACACUUAAUCCAGAUCCAAAAGAAACUUGGACCGGACAAGUUCCCAUUGAUCGACCAAGCGUAUUAUCCAAACCACAAGGAAAUGGUGAGUAAUCUUUGGCUGGUCACUCCAAAAUUUCCAGUUGUGGUGAAGAUUGGACAUGCUCAUUCUGGUAUGGGAAAGGUGAAGAUCGACCACCAUCAUGCCUUCCAAGACAUCUCCAGUGUCGUGGCUGUGACCAAGACGUAUGCCACCACAGAGCCAUUCAUUGACUGCAAGUACGACAUCCGUGUGCAGAAGAUAGGCAACAAUUACAAGGCAUUCAUCCGCAAAUCCAUAUCAGGAAACUGGAAAGCCAACACCGGGUCAGCAAUGCUGGAACAGAUAGCUAUGAAUGACAGAUAUAAGCUGUGGGUUGAUGAGUGCAGCCAAAUGUUUGGAGGUCUGGAUAUUGUAGCUGUGGAAGCCCUGCAGGGUAAAGAUGGCCGUGAAUAUGUCAUUGAGGUAAACGACUCAUCAAUGGUUCUGUUAGGGGAGACUCAAGAGGAGGACCGACGCCUCAUCUCUGAGAUGGUGCUGCAGAAAAUGCAGAUUUACUGCAAACCAGGAAUGAGUCAAGGACCCAGUGGCUCCCUACAACAACAGUACACGGCAGACACUCCACCACCACCACCUCCACGGCCAGCUGGAUCACGUACUGGUCAAACUGAUGGCGGACCUCCCGGUCAGCAACCUGGUGUUCCAGCAAGGCCCGGACAGCCAGGACAGGGUCCACCGCAAGCAGCGGGGCAGCCGCCGCCACCACCACCGCAGCAGCAACAACAACAACAACAACACCAGCAACAACAAAGCCAACAGCAGCACCCUCACCAACAACAGCAGUCAGGGAACCAGGCGCACCCGCCGGCCCCAGGGGGGCAGGGCCAAGAUGAGGACACAAUGCAAAACCUUCGGAAGACUUUCGCUGGAAUUUUCGGGGACAUGUGAAGCAAAUUUUAAGGGUCUGGGGAUUGUUAGGCGGGGUGGAAUGAAGUAGCAGUGCUUUGUUUUUCUUUUUUUUUUAUUUAAAAAAAAAUUUUUUUUCGAAAUGAAGCAGGUUUUUUUCUAAAAAAAGAAUUUAAAAAAGGAAAGAAAGGAAAAGAAAAGAAAAAUAUCAAGUCAAAAUAGGUGGAAAGAGUGUCCCCACAUUUAUCAGGACACCCUUUAAAUACAGAGAAAACCCUUCAUGAAAAGAAAAGAAAUUGCCAAAAUAAUCUUCACAGCUAAUGAAUUUCCCCCUGUCCCACCACAUCCACCCCUCUUCAAAACCCGAAUCAACCAACCAACCAAACCAUAACCAAACCAACCCCCUCCCCCGCCUGCCACCACGCUGUUGAGUUCGGGGGUGGAACAGGGAGGGGUAAGAACAGGAAGGGUAAGGAAAGGAAAAAAAAAUAAAGAUAUGAAAAAAAUGGGGGGAGACGAGGAACAGCAGAGAAGAGAGGGAGAGUGCGUGAGUGUGAGUGUGAGUGAGUGUUGGAGUGGAGUGAUGGAGUAGAUAUAAUGGGCAGAGCGAAAUGCGACAGUGAGUUGGUACCAGGGGGUGUGUUGAUGCGGGAGGGCAAGGCGUGGUGAGGUCAGGUGAGGUCAGGUGAGGUCAGGUCAGGUGGUGUUGUUGUCUCGUUGUCAUAGUCGCGGUGGUGAUGGUAGUGUGGUAAACCAGUGGAGGUGGUGGCAGUGGUAGUAGUGUUUGUGAUUGUUGUCGUCAUUGUCAUCGUCAUCGCCAUGGUGAUGGCGAUGGUGAUGGUCGUAGUAGUAGUAGCAGUAGUAGUAGUAGUAGUUACAGUAGUAAGUGAAAGGUUGUGUUGUCUUCGUUGUGGUCAUUGUCUUGUGAUGUGGUGUGAACUGUUGGUCAGUGGCCAUCGCUGUACGGCAGCUGAGGUGGAGUAGAAUUGUGGGGGGUGGGAGAUUAGGGCAGUGUGUGUGUAUGUGUGAGUGUGUAAAGGAAGGAAGAAACAGACAGAGAAGGAGUGAGAGAGACAAACAGACAGACGGAAGAAUAAAGGUGGUGGGAGGAGCUUAGUAUGUGUGCAUGUAGCAGAGGAAGGUGGAGAGUGGUGGGUUAUUAGGAAAAAGAAGAGUACCACUUUCCCUGUUUCUCCCCUUUUCCCCCCGUCCCCCUCCUCUUGCAACCUAUGACACUCA
Octopus sinensis (East Asian common octopus) is the source of this 2532-nucleotide messenger RNA. Its product is annotated as synapsin-like. Gene Ontology annotation, cellular component: synaptic vesicle membrane; synaptic vesicle. The transcript is spliced from 11 exons. Gene Ontology annotation, biological process: neurotransmitter secretion. Gene Ontology annotation, molecular function: ATP binding. The record is from RefSeq and is a predicted model, not a curated record. Lineage: Eukaryota; Metazoa; Mollusca; Cephalopoda; Octopoda; Octopodidae. Bases 16 to 1335 code for a protein of 439 amino acids.